CAAGAUCCUACAAACACCUUGGUAUCAACAACACCCGAACGGAUCCACGAUAUUCAAGAGCUGAUGCCGGCCCAUGAGAACUCCAUGCUGUCCGCUGAUAUACAGUGGAACCUCCACGACACUGCGACCUUUGACGACUUCAUACGUUCUACGCCUGACUUGAAUCUUCUUACAGCAACACCAUCUUAUUCGCUAGCUUCGGUUGGCCAGACCCCCGUUUCGCCGCCUUUGUUACUUCCGGAAACAGCAGAUGUAGCAUUUCAAGAGCAAUCUCAACCCGCUCCUCAGCGGCAGCGACAGGAUUACGCUUCAUGGCUGGUGAGCUCUUCCAUCCCACCAAUUCCUAACCAGAAUGUACGAUCAAUGAUGCGACGACCAAAUAUGCGUCCCGGAGUAGACAGAACUGCCAGUCUGUUAUUCUACACUCUUAAAUCUUACCCGCUAAUGCUGCGUCGAAGCACUCUUCCCCCAUUCAUCCACCCAAGCUGCGUUUCAUUCACAGAUGAAGGUACAACAAACGAGCCACUUGAAAACUGCAUUACCUUGAUACACAUGAUGGCGAAUGGAAUACAAGGUAGCCGAAGGCUUUUCUGGCGCAACGUAAAGCAAGAAUGUGAACGCAUGUGUCAGAACCAGACUCUCGGUAGAUGGGAACUGCUUGGUGCUAUGCAAGCUCUUUCGGUUUAUGUGCUGAUCCGUCUGGACGAGGGCGAGACUGAGCAUAACAAUGUGGACUUUCUUCUGGAGAAGGCCGUCAUUCUUAUCGCAAUACAACUGUCUCAUGACGACUUUGAAUGCCAUGCAGAUUACGUAUCGUGUCGCAACACAUCUGAAAGCAGCUGGCAAGACUGGGUCUAUAAAGAGUCCCAGCGGAGACUUGCAGUUAUCUAUCGCGUCCUGAACAAACUCAUCUUCUUUGAACCAGCAGCUAUGUGCGAUAUGCCUGGAGAAUUUGUGAUUGCACCUUUGCCCGCGAAACGGCAACUCUGGGAGGCAAAAAAUACACAAGACUGGAAAUCACAGAGCCAGACGGAGCCACAGGGACAAAUUUCGUACGCGUUGGCCGUCGACGGCGAGAUCAUCAAGUUAGAUCAGGGAAGGCUAUCCUGCCGCGACGCGUGGCUACCAUAUGCUCCGUCAGAUAAAGAACCCGCUUCUCAGAUUCACAACAACAGAAGUAUUCGUUGCUCAAACUUGUGGGCAGAGUGGUGUUCUGGUAUGGACGAUGAUGACUUGCAGCACUACAUGUCCAUUUCCGAUGAGAUUUCUCAGUAUAAGACCGUAAAGAUGCCCUCCAAGACAAGUAGUCACAUACUCCGGACUCCAGUGUUUGAAGUCGCCAUGGUUUCCGGCACUCCACCCUUCCCGUCGCCUGUCAAGCGCUGGCAUAAUACGGCUCAACCCGCCGGCAAUCCUAACCUCGCAGCUCUCUCUCAGAAAGGCAAAUCGAUCAUGGUGACGGGUGGAGGCAACACUGGCAUCAGAGGAGAGACAGCACGCUUCUUCGCUCGCGCAGGUGCCGCGCGCAUUGGUCUGCUUGGGCGUCGUGAAGGCCCUCUACUCGAGAACAAAGCCUAUAUUGAGAGAGAAUCUCCUGGUACCAUUGUUUUCAUCCAGAGCACCGACGUCACCGAUGAGGCUUCGGUCAACGCUGCAUUUGACAACUUCGCCAAGGAUGGCGAGAUCAACACACUCAUUCACGCCGCAGCAGCUGUUGGGUCGAAGGAUAAUUUCGCGGAUGUCGACGGCCGCGAGUUUCUCAGAGCUAUUACCGACAACCUCGAGGGUUCUUUGUGGGUCGCAAAGGCCUUUAUUCGUACAGCUGCCCCAGAUGCUCAUGUCAUCGCCAUCAACUCUUGGGGUGCUCAUUUGAGUCUCAACAAUGCCUUCGCCUCCUAUUGCGUUGCCAAGAUGGCUGUUUAUCGCUUAUGGGAUACCGUGCUUCUGGCAAAGCCAAACCUCAGUGUCUUCCAUACCCAGCCCGGCGUUGUCCUAACUGAGAUGAACCUCAGAGUCGGCGGUGCGGACAGCUUCAAAGAUGUGAAGACUGAUGAUGUCACUCUCCCGGCAAGCUUCAAUCUCUGGCUUGCGACCCCAGAGGCCCGAUUCCUCAAAGGAAAGUUCUUGUGGUGCAACUGGGACAUCGACGAGCUCAAGUCUCGUGCCAAAGAAAUUGAGUCUAGCAGGCUACUCAACAUCGACCUUGUCGGCUGGCCAUUCGAUACUCGCACUGAUUAG
Alternaria burnsii is the source of this 2238-nucleotide messenger RNA. RefSeq lists its product as uncharacterized. Gene Ontology annotation, molecular function: oxidoreductase activity. The transcript is spliced from 6 exons. Lineage: Eukaryota; Fungi; Ascomycota; Dothideomycetes; Pleosporales; Pleosporaceae. The record is from RefSeq and is a predicted model, not a curated record. Gene Ontology annotation, cellular component: cytosol. The annotation marks the transcript as partial.